AUGCCGGUCUUUGAUGAAGAUGAUGAUAGGUCCCAGGACGACUUCGAUAAUGAUAAUGAUAACGAUAAUGACGAGACCAUGCAGGAUCUCGACGAAGCCGAUCCUGAUAACGAUGGUGACGGAGAAGGUGAUCAAGAAGGCGACGGUGACGUAGAUGGCGAUGCGGAUGAUGGCGAAGGAGAAGAUGAGGGUGAGGGGGAUGGAGAGGGAGAGGGAGAGGGGGAUGGUGACGGCGACGACGACGAUGAAGCAGGGAGUCAAUCUGGGGGUAGUCAAAAAUCAGACAAUGAAGACGCCCCAGGUGAACCGUCUGCCACACAAGAAGGCCAACAGUCUUUCGGCAUGCAGGCUGAUGAAGCUCGGGAAGCUGCUGCCCGGGCCAAAAUAUCACCAGAAUACCUCGACGCAACUACCUAUGAUAUCGUGCCGACAAUAGCUGCCCCACAGAGCACUUCGAUCAACGCCGUUUGCGCUACAGGCGAUAUGCGGUGGGUGUUCAGCGGUGGCUCUGAUGGAUAUAUUCGAAAAUACAAUUGGGUCGACUCGGUCAACUUCAAAUUAGCCCUUACAGUGGCCCAGCGGCAUCCUUUCGUCGAUAGCGUUGUCAAAGCAGGAGUACUUAUGUCAUACUGGGAAAACUGGGAUGCCAGGCCUCAAACUACUCAGGUUCUGUCUCCGGUGUACUCCUUAGCUUGCCACAGUCAGGGUCUCUGGCUACUUUCAGGGACAGCUUCAGGUCCCAUCCGAUUACAGUCCGUCAGACACGAUGAAGGCAGAGAGGUCGUGCUCCUCAAAAAUCACACAUCUGCCGUCUCUGUCCUAACGCUAUCCUCUGACGAGAGAAGUUUACUUUCUGGAAGUUGGGAUAAGACCGUACUUGACUGGGACUUGGAGACUGGGCAAGUUCGGACGACCUUUGCUGCGAGUGCUAGUCAAAUUUCAGCAAUUGAACCACGCCCUAUGUCUUCGGUGGCGGUUCCUGCUGAAUCAGGCGAAAUCAUCGUCCCGAAUGGCACGCUUUCUUCCACAGACAUCAAGACCAAUGGUGUCAAGAGCGAACAGCUCCCGAGUCAAGAUAACCAAGAGCAACCAAGCGUUGCCACACCCGACUCGUUGUUCGGUGAUGGUGAUGAUGACCUCUUUGGAGACGGUGCGACGGCAGUAAUGGGAAACGGAGGUGAUUUGACCGACGCAUUUGUUGAUGCAGACGACGAGAUGAGUCGGGCGAUGGCAAGUGAACCACGACCAGAAGAAUUGGUCGACCAUGAAAUGCCAGAUGCCACGGAGCCACCUGCCGACCCAUUGCCAGCACCAGAGCCGACUUCGGAUCUCAAUGAAACGUCUGAAGCGAUGACCAACGGGGUUCCGAAUACUCACGAACAGCCUCUUGCGAAUGGCUUGCCGCACACGGACGACAUGGAGAAGCAAGCUGAUGAGCAAGCCUCUACACAAGAUCCCGAAGGUCCUCCAACCUCAGAUUCAACCUUUUUGGCAACCUCCAUUGACGGCGCCAUCCGUGUCUAUGAUCGCCGACAACCCAAACCAGUGGCACGAAUCCUUCCUAGGAAUACACCACCUUGGUGUCUCAGUGCUUGUUGGUCUGUUGAUGGUAAUUGCAUUUACGCGGGUCGACGUAACAACACGGUGGAAGAGUAUGAUCUGCGUAAAGGGCUGAAAGCACCAGAGCGAGUAUUUCGAUUUCCCAACGGCAGUGGAGCCGUCACAUCAGUUAAGGCUAUGCCGAAUGGACGUCAUCUUAUGUGUGCUUCACACGAUAUCCUUCGGUUGUACGACCUGAAAGAAUCUCAGGGUCAGCGAUCAGCUGUCCCGUUCCUGAUUGUCCCGGGGCAUCGAACUGGCACAAUAUCACAUCUUUAUCUUGAUCCGGCAUGUCGCUUCAUGCUCUCAGCGGGCGGUAAUCGAGGUUGGGAAGGUGCAACGACUGAAGUUCUGCUUGGAUAUGAGAUUGCGGUGCCUAAAUCAUGAGGAACAGUCAGGCUCGACAUAAUUCACUUCUAGAGAACAGCUUGCAAGACACAUGUAAGUCUCCCGAGGCAGUCGAUCCUUGUAGUCUGAAAGCGUGAUUGGCCGAUGACAUUCGACUGCAAGACAAAGCGCCGCCUUAUCUAUUGAGUGAAG
Messenger RNA from Exophiala oligosperma, 2139 nucleotides. RefSeq lists its product as uncharacterized. The transcript has a single exon. NCBI's taxonomy places the organism in Eukaryota, Fungi, Ascomycota, Eurotiomycetes, Chaetothyriales, Herpotrichiellaceae. Gene Ontology annotation, molecular function: protein binding. The record is from RefSeq and is a predicted model, not a curated record. The coding region runs from base 1 to 1986 and encodes 661 amino acids.